Molecule: messenger RNA, 7652 nt
Organism: Dromaius novaehollandiae (emu)
Lineage: Eukaryota; Metazoa; Chordata; Aves; Casuariiformes; Dromaiidae
Gene: CYLD
Product: CYLD lysine 63 deubiquitinase
Exons: 17
Coding region: 356-3220 (954 amino acids)
Biological process (GO): necroptotic process; positive regulation of extrinsic apoptotic signaling pathway; protein K63-linked deubiquitination
Cellular component (GO): cytosol
Molecular function (GO): cysteine-type deubiquitinase activity; K63-linked deubiquitinase activity
Source: RefSeq, a predicted model, not a curated record
AGAAAGGGGCGGGCUCGGGGGCGCAGCAGGGUGCGUUUCGCAGGCCGGAGCGGCGGGCUGCUGUGACGACGAUGAGGGAGGGGGGUGCGGGCCGGGCCGCUGCGCCGGGCGCCGCGGGGGCGUGAGGCAGCGCCGGGAAGUCCCGCGGGAGGGCCGGGCCGAGCCGGGAGCCGGGCCGGCGAUGCGGAGGCUUUCUGCUCUGGAUUUGGUUCUUUUCAAAAUGAAUACUGAAUCAUUAAACAAAGAUUGGACCCUCCAGUAGAAUUUUUUAAAAUUCAGUGCAAAUAGGUCAACAGCUCCUUUUCUGCUCCUUCUUCUUGGAAGCAUCUACGCAACUUUUAAAGUUUUGAUCACAAUGAAUUCGGGUUUAUGGAGUCAAGAAAAAGCAAGUUCAUCCUAUUGGGAAGAGCGGAUCUUUUACUUGCUUCUCCAAGAAUGCAGUGUCAUAGACAAGCAGACUCAAAAGCUCUUGAAAGUGCCGAAAGGUAGCAUAGGGCAGUUUUUUCAAGACCGUUCUUCUGUAGGGCACUCCAGAAAUAUUCCUUGUAAAGGCAAGAAAUUACAGAUUGGAUUAAAGAUUCUGGAACAACCUCAUGCAAUCCUGUUUGUGGAUGAGAAGGAUGUUAUAGAAAUAAAUGAAAAAUUAGCUGAGUUGCUUUUGGCCAUUACUAACUGUGAGGAAAGAUACAGCCUGUUUAAAAGCAAAAACAGAUUAACUAAAGGUGUCCAAAUAGAUAUUGGCUCAACUGUUAGAGUACAGCUGAGAUCAGGAGAUGAUAAAUUUCCUGGAGUUGUUCGCUUCAGAGGACCCUUGUUGCAAGAAAGGUCCCUAACAGGGAUAUACUUUGGAGUAGAGCUGCUGGAAGAAGGUCGUGGCCAAGGCUUUACUGAUGGACAGUACCAAGGCAAGCAGCUUUUCAGAUGUGAUGAGGAUUGUGGGGUUUUUGUUGCUUUGGACAAACUGGAGCUGGUGGAAGAUGAUGACAAUGAACUGGAAAGUGAUUAUGCAGCUCCAGUUGACGCAAUGCAGGUAGAACUUCCUCCUCUGGAGAUCAACUCCAGGGUUUCUCUGAAGAUAGGAGAGAGUAUAGAGUAUGGGACAGUUAUAUUCUGUGAUGUCUUACCAGGAAACGAAAGUUUAGGAUACGUUGUUGGAGUGGACAUGGAUAAUCCUAUUGGAAACUGGGAUGGAAGAUAUAAUGGAAUACAGCUGUGCAGUUUUGCAAGUGUUGAAAGUACACUCCUUUUGCAUAUUAAUGAUGUUAUACCAGAAACUGUGUCGCAGGACAGGAGACCUCCCAAGCUUGCCUAUACCUCAAGAGGUGGUGGUGACAAAAGCUUGUUCAAUCAUAGUAAACCAAAAGGUACAGGCUCUACCUCUGAACCUGGGAAUAGAAACAGAUCUGAAGUCUUCUACACAUUAAAUGGCUCAUCAGUUGAUUCUCAACCUCAAAUGAAAACAAAACCUCCAUGGUAUAUUGAUGAAGUUGCUGAAGACCCUGUAAAAUCACUCACUGAUUCUUCUCCGGGAUUUGGGCAUUCCUCACCACCUCUGCAGCCACCUUUAACCAGCUCUGUCUCUACAGAAAACAGAUUUCACUCCCUCCCUUUUAGCUUGACAAAAGCCUCGAGUACUAAUGGUACUAUUGGACACAGUCCUCUCUCUUUAUCUGUUCAAUCAGUCAUUGGUGAUGUAAAUACUACAGCUAACCAGGAGAGUCCAUCAGCAGCAGGUCCUAUCAGUAACUCGCAUGGUCUUGAAGCGGGUUCCCUGGCUGAGGUUAAAGAAAAUCCUCCUUUCUAUGGAGUAAUCCGCUGGAUUGGCCAGCCCCCUGGAGUAAACGAAGUAUUAGCUGGACUGGAACUGGAAGAUGAAUGUGCAGGUUGUACAGAUGGAACAUUUAAAGGAACUCGAUACUUCACUUGUGCUCCAAAGAAAGCCCUUUUUGUUAAACUCAAAAGCUGCAGGCCAGAUUCCAGGUUUGCCUCACUGCAGCCAGUUUCCAACCAGAUUGAACGCUGCAACUCUCUAGCCUUUGGAGGAUACUUAAGUGAAGUGGUAGAAGAAAACACUCCUCCAAAAAUGGAAAAAGAAGGUUUAGAGACAAUGAUUGGAAAGAAGAAGGGUAUCCAGGGUCAUUACAACUCCUGUUACUUAGACUCCACCUUAUUCUGCCUGUUUUCUUUUAGCUCUGUUCUAGACACAGUGUUACUCAGACCCAAAGAAAAGAAUGAUGUAGAGUAUUAUAGUGAGACUCAAGAGCUGCUGCGGACGGAGAUUGUGAAUCCUCUUAGAAUAUAUGGAUAUGUCUGUGCUACAAAAAUAAUGAAACUGAGGAAAAUACUUGAAAAAGUUGAGGCUGCAUCAGGAUUCACUUCAGAAGAAAAAGAUCCAGAGGAAUUUUUGAAUAUUUUAUUUCACCAUAUUCUAAGAGUUGAGCCCCUGUUGAAAAUAAGAUCAGCAGGUCAGAAAGUACAAGACUGUUACUUCUAUCAAAUUUUCAUGGACAAAAAUGAAAAAGUUGGAGUCCCAACGAUUCAGCAGUUACUGGAAUGGUCUUUCAUUAACAGCAACUUGAAGUUUGCAGAGGCACCUUCUUGCCUGAUUAUUCAGAUGCCUCGAUUUGGAAAAGACUUCAAAAUGUUCAACAAAAUUUUUCCCUCUCUGGAAUUAAAUAUAACAGAUUUACUUGAAGAUACUCCCAGGCAGUGCCGUAUAUGCGGAGGGCUUGCUAUGUAUGAAUGCAGAGAAUGUUAUGAAGAUACUGAGAUUUCUGCUGGGAAAAUCAAGCAGUUCUGCAAAACCUGCAACACCCAAGUUCAUCUUCAUCCCAAGAGACAGAGUCAUAAAUUCAAUCCAUUGUCACUUCCUAAAGAUCUGCCAGACUGGGAUUGGCGACAUGGUUGCAUCCCAUACCAGAAGAUGGAGUUGUUCGCUGUUCUCUGCAUAGAAACAAGCCACUAUGUUGCUUUUGUUAAAUAUGGGAGGGAUGACUCCGCCUGGCUUUUCUUUGACAGCAUGGCAGAUCGGGAUGGAGGUCAGAAUGGUUUUAACAUUCCACAAGUUACCCCAUGUCCAGAAGUUGUUGAAUACCUGAAGAUGUCUCUAGAAGAACUGCAUUCACUGGAUUCCAGGAAAAUUCAAGGCUGUGCACGAAGACUGCUUUGUGAUGCUUAUAUGUGCAUGUAUCAGAGUCCAACCAUGAGUUUAUACAAAUGAACAAUGUUCUCUGGAAAACUGAAGAAACAGUGCAGAGACUUCUGCUGUUGCAUUUGCUGCACUCCUUGGUUAGUUGUAAUGCAGCCGUUGCUGGCAAUGGAUGCGACGACAAGAAAGAAGCUGACUCUGAGAAAAAAGGAUUAAUGUUCCAAAAACUACACGUGGAGUUCUGUCAUUGAAGUAUUUAAGCAUUUUGCACUCUAGGAAGUGUGCUUGUGUGUGUUUGUUUUAUAAACAAAGUCUAAAUGAAGUUACUAAAACUUAAAGCUUUAAGUUAAGUGCAUUGAUUAUAUACAGACUUUUUUUGAAAAUUAGAAGCGGAAUUGUAUCAGGAGAAACCUCCUUUGUCCUUUGAGAAUGUAAAGAUACCGUGUUCUCACUCAGUUUAUUUCUGUGGACCAAGGAUGAUGAAUCUCUUCUGGUCCCCCCCAACACCUGUGCCCUGCCACCACCAUCCCUUCCUCCAUCCUUUUAACACCAUAGAUUAACUGCCUUCAAGAGAGAAUAAUUUCUGCUUUAAUAGAACACAUUUUAAAUUGUUCAUUGCAUAUUAGUUCUGUUAGCAGUCUACUCCUACAUUAUUUUCAGUUCACACAUUCACAUUUUUAAAAACUAAUAUCCAUUUAAAGAUAUAAUUCCUUUCUUGUGAAAAUCAAGCACACAGAUUUGAUAUCUGUUAAGUUAGGAUUUUUGGAGGGGAGAGAGGAGAAGAGGGUAUUGAGGGGAAGCAUAAUUGCUGAAACAGAAAUGCAAGUUAACAGAUGUCUUUUUCUAAUUGUCUAUUUUUAAAGAAACAAAGCAGACUGGAACAGAACAGCAAAUAGGUACAAAUGAUUGGAGAACAAAACAACAAAAUAUAGAUUGCCUCAGGGAAUGUUACUGAAGUGGACUGUAGUCCUUAGUAAAACAAAGUUGACUUUUUUACAGUAUGUUAAGCUACUGGGAAGAAAAAAUACACAGAUAUUACAUAUUUCCCUCAUUUGGGGGAUUACUAAUGAAUAUUCAAAACCUUUGCCUGGAACAAUGAAACCAGAAAUGAAAGUAGUUAGAGCUUUACUGGAUACCAAGUAGCUAAUGAAAACUCACCAGAAAAGCUACAAAAACUGUAUCAAUGUAAAAUAUUAUACUUGGAAGUCUAUUGGUUCCAGUUUGCAAUGAAAUGCUGUUUUAGUUGCUUUUUAACUACUUCUGUCUACACUGAUUAGCAAACAUGCAACACACAUAUAUAUAUAUGUGCAGACAGUAAAAUCUGGUUGUACAAAUAACAUUGCAUAUAUGAGCUGUACAUUUUCGACUCUAAGAUGUUUUGUGUUGAAAACUUCCUCUUUGGGAUCAAGUCUGUAGAAGGAAAGGUCAUAAAAUGUAACACAGGAAAACCCACUUUGAUCUGCUGUUUUAAAGACAAUGGAGACUGAUUCCGCAUUGUAGAAAAUGCGGUUACUUUGUGGUUCUUGAGAAACCUAAAAUACUUCUUUGGGACAUGCUUUACCCUAGGGCAGCGUAGAGCAAGAUUUGAAAAUUACACUUGAAGGACUAAACCUGUGAGCUGUAAGACAGCAAAGCUGUACUGAGAGAACUAGUCUCUUGCAUUGGCUGCUGGAUGAAGUGUGCUCUUAAUUUUUCACUCUCAAGAGCCAGGAAGCUUUCUAAAGUAAGUAUUGCUGUUGCUUUGCCUCUAACAGUCUCUUGGCUUCCAUGGUCACUUUCCUCAUUUAUAUAGUCCGUGCUCCUCAGUAAAGCUGAAUCUUUAGUUUCACUAUCACUUAGAGCUCCUGACUCCUCUUGAAAAAUUUCAGAAAGGCUUUAGGUGAUGGAUUCUGUAAAUGUUUGUGUCAGUGGAAGAGGUUAUUGUCCAUUGGCUCCUCCUUGGCUACGUACCAUCCUGCUCUGGGACAGAAGCUGCUGAUGCUCAGGUCUGUUGACAGAGAUGCCAUGGAAGCAUCUCCUAGGGAAAAUUAACCAAAAAAGACUAAUCUGUAAAGGGUGCAUCUUGUCUAGGCCAGUUUGUGGGCUAGAGAACAUCUGUGUAACCUGAGCAGAUGGUGUGGUAACUCAUCCUAUUGAUGGGUUGAGGAUGAUGAUACUGAAGAGGAAGUCUGGCCACAGUUUCCAGGUAUCGUAAGUGAACUUUUUAAAUAAAGCAAACAGGCAAAAGGGGCCUUGCAAAAAAGGCAAGAAUAAUUCAAAUAUGAAAUAAACUUCUAACUCAUUACCUACAAGGUUGCCUUGUUCAAUACCUUAAUCCCUCUAGCCCCAUCAUGACUCUCCACUAUACAGUGGUUGAAAGUAGUGUCCUCUUACGAACAGGAAGCAAGCAUAAAGGAUUUAGAAAAUGAACAAGCACAAAGCUGUGUAAAAACAAGACCAACUUUGAAUAUCUGGAAUUUUUCUUUCUUCCCUCUAGAUUUGUGUAAUUUUCCUCUAUGCGUUAACUUUUGUAUGGGCUGGCUUCAGCUCUUGUACCCUCUCCUCCCCACAGUUUCACAGGCGUCACCUUAAGUUAUAGGUGUACUUGCCUCUUCUUGCCAGUUCUCAGUUCAGAGGUGCAGUCUUUGAGCUGCUAUGACCAGAGGGGGAGAGUUGGGCUUGGCAACCAUUUUAAAGUUUUCUAGAUGAAUAAUCCUGUAGUAAAAUAUAAUCCACCCUUUUUCACAACUGCAAAUAUUUGAUGACUCCAGUUUUUCAGAAUGCAUAUUCUAUUAGUAGAAGUGAAUUACAAUGCAGAGGUGUAAAUGGACUUUUUGGCUCCUGGCCUCUAAGCUUUUGGCCUUUGAUUGAAAAUGGAAAAGAAGAUAUUUGAACUCUUGCUGUGGUAUACAUACAGAACUUACACACAGAAAAAACUGAGGGAGUUUAAAUGUAGUAUUGCAUACGCUUUUUGGUGACUAAUACUGUGUUUUGAAAUGCAGGCAGUCCUGCAUUUUGUAUUACUUUAUAUUAUUGCAAAACAGUACAUAGUUUUGCAAACAGUAUAUGGUUAUAUGAUUAGUUUAUUAUUAAGAAGGCAGAGAUGUCUUCUAUAGGGUAAAAAAUGUUGGUUUUGACAAAGAAUCUUUUUUUCCUUUUAAUCCAAAAAGCUUCUAAGUAUUGCUUUAUGGUGUGCUUCUGUAUCAGACCAGAGAUUGACAGUGUAUGCAAAAUGCUAUGGAAACUAACCCUAAUUCUGGUUUCCUUUCUUGGAAGGGGUUAUACAGGCAGAAAACUAUUUCACUGUGACAGGAAACCUGUAAAAUAAGUUGUAUACAAGAGUAAUAUUAACUCUUCAGGCUUCAGAAUAUAUUGUAGGGGAAUUGAAAAAGUUAUUUUUGAAGAAACAGCCUGCAUUUUAAAGCAUCCACUGCUCUUAAAUGUAAUGCCCAAAGAUUCCCAUGACCAAGCACCCAACUUCUAUGUUUAGUCUAUCUGGGAACCUUCCUCCUCUGUUUUGUUUUGUUUUUUUUUAAUGGUAGAUGUAACCAUAAAUUAAUAGCAUUUAGAGUAUUACUUCAUUGUUCAGCUCUUCAACAUUGCUAACAAUGGCCUUAACCUAUGAGUAGGGAAACAAAGUUCCUGACAGCCUGCAGAAAUGUAAAGUACCUUUUGAUAAUCAGGAAGAAAAACUGCACCCCUAUACUUAACUCUCAGCCCCCACUCCACUGAUCAACUGUAGAAAUAGAGGGCCAAAGUCAAUGGAAAACUGAACAAAUCACUGCAGUACUUAUUUUGAACCUAGGGGAUAAAGAGAAAGGGUAUUAAUUAGAGGAGCUGCCUUGCACAUUGUUCAGAACGGUGUAGGCUAUGUCGAGAGUGCUGCCAUCCUCUGGUGUGGGAGAUGACUGGAGGAAAAAAUCCCUACGUUCAGUUAAGGUCUUUCUAAUAUAUCUGAGACACUGAUUCUGUGCGCUUAAAAGCAUAGUACUGUGUUUUACUAAAUAGGCUGAGAGAUUUCCAAUUUAAGCAAGUACUGUCUGUAACAGGAAUUACUCAUAAUCGUAACUGUUUGGUUUAUUUCAAUGCACUUAUUUUUUUUGUGCACUUUAUACUCUGCUGAUUAGAUGAACUUGGUAACCAUGUCCCUAAUGAUAGCCUGUUUAAUACAAUGUUAAGGCACAACAUGCUGCAGAUAAGAACUUCAUGGUUUCAGAACUGAGCUGGUGUUAAAAGGCAGCCUUGAAGGUGGAGUGUAUUUUUACCAUUGUAACAAAGCAUGUUUUGCUGUGCUCUUGAUAUUUUGCUAAAUAAACAUCCCAUGUUUUGUGCACCAGUAGUUUCUUAAACUUAAAGAUGCUAUCUCAAAGAAUUGGUUAGGGAAACAAUUGUAUCAGGUUGCCCUGGACUAGCCUUAAUUUUUUUCUUUUCUUUUCAAUAAUGUUAGAGAAAUGAGCUGCUGCUGGAAAGGAAUGUACUGUGUGCUCUCUCUAUUAAUAUUAAUUAAACUUAUCAUUCUUAUGGA